Molecule: messenger RNA, 1563 nt
Organism: Naegleria lovaniensis
Lineage: Eukaryota; Heterolobosea; Eutetramitea; Acrasida; Naegleriidae
Exons: 1
Coding region: 1-1563 (520 amino acids)
Biological process (GO): biosynthetic process
Molecular function (GO): pyridoxal phosphate binding
Source: RefSeq, a predicted model, not a curated record
AUGAGUUCAACGUGGCGAUCAUCGUCCUCAUGCCAGCCACAAUCUUCUGUGCCACAUGAAAUUCUAGCAAGAAAAAUCAUGUCCGAGUGCAGUAGUAGUAGUGGUAGUACUGCUUCCAUAUGUUCUUCAUCAUCCAUCGUGCGGUGGUUGGUAUGGCACGAAUUGGAAAAUUCUUCUUCACUGACAGAUCAAGAGCUUGCAAUACUUGUACCGGAGAGAAAGAUUUCAUCAUCCGCAAUAAUAGGAUUAUCAUUAAAUGAAUUUCCGAGGAGUACUACUAGAUACAAUAAUUUUCAUCAUCAUUCUAGGAAUCAUGGACUUUUGAAUUUUUCUUUUAUUAAAACCAAUCAUCAGCCAUGCUUGUAUCAUCAUCAUCAUGGCAGGAAUUAUGGCACCACGCUUAUCACUCAACCCUUCUUUUUAGAGAGAUACUUUGCUCGCUAUGAAUUUCAUACCAAAUAUUUAUUGAGUUCAUCGGAUUGUGAAUCGAUGAGUAUUGGAGAAUUAAUCGGAGAGAACCAUGAAUUUCGAGAGGGUCUAUUCAAUUGUCAUUUAGGAUAUACAGACACGAAAGGAGAUUUAGAAUUGAGAGAGUUAAUUAUUGAGAAACAUCAGAAUUGGUAUGCCCCAAAAACAUCAUCGUCUCCUUCUCAUCGUCUCACGGCAUCCAAUGUGAUUAUUACAACAGGUGGUGUAGAACCUAUACUCGUAUUUGCCAUGACGUGUCUAGAAAAGGAUAGCCAUAUCAUUGUACAAUCACCCAGAUAUCAAGCUCUCUCUGAAAUUACAAAUAUUGCAAAAACGAAACACUCUUUUUGGCAUGCUAAAUUAGUGAAUAACAAGUGGACCUUUGAUGUGAAAGACUUGGAAAAAUUAAUUCAACCUAGAACAAGGGCCAUUAUUCUCAAUCCCAUUCAUAACCCCACGGGACACAUGCAUACUCUGGAGGAAUAUUUAAAAAUUAUUGAUAUUGCCAAGAGUCAAAAUAUUUUAAUAUUUUCUGAUGAAGUUUAUAGAGGAUUGGAAUAUAAUGAACGAGAUGCAUCCAUACCGUCACUGGCAACAUUGUAUCGAAAUGCUGUCUCGAUGAAUGUCAUGUCUAAAUCGUAUGGCCUUGCAGGGCUUCGACUUGGAUGGGUUGUCUCUCAGAAUCAACAAAUUUUAGAAAAUAUUGUGAAGGGUAAGGACUUUACGACCAUUUGUAAUGCAUCUCCGUCAGAAUAUUUGGCAAAACUUGCACUCAAACAAUCAGAAACCAUUUUAACCAAAAAUAGGAGUAUUAUUGCAAAUAAUUUACGUAUGGCAGAGGAAUUUUUCACUUCUCGUUCUAAAUUAUUUGAGUGGAUACCACCAAAAGCAGGUCCUAUUUGUUUUAUUGGUUUUAAGAAUGGUCGAGAGGGUGCCUAUAGAUUUUGUGAGAGAGUGGUGAAAGAGUCUGGUGUCAUGUUACUUCCUUCGACGGUGUACAACAGAUUAGACGAUGGUCAUAUUCGAAUUGGUUUGGGACGAAACAAUUUUGCAGAGGGGUUAGAAGUACUUUCAAAAUACUUGUCAUUAAAUUGA